AUUUUAAAAUUUUAAUCUUCAGGGCCUAGCAAAAUGGUGCAAAGAGCAGUCAAUAGAACUGGUCGUGGUUGGUCCAGAAGACCCCCUCGCGAAUGGGAUUGUGGACGAGCUGACAGCCCUUGGCAUCCCGUGCUUUGGGCCCACCAAGGCAGGUGCGAAGAUCGAAGCCAACAAAGACUGGGCCAAGAAAUUCAUGAACAAAUACCAGAUCCCAACUGCAAGACAUAAAUCGUUCACUGAUGCUGCUGCAGCUAAAGAAUUUAUUAACAGUGCCCCCUACCCCGCUCUGGUGGUGAAGGCGUCUGGGCUGGCGGCCGGCAAGGGUGUGGUGGUGGCUGCCUCGAAGGAGGAAGCCUGUGAGGCCGUGGACGACAUCCUCACGGACUCGAAGUUCGGAGUGGCCGGCCAGACCGUGGUCAUUGAGGAACUGCUGGAUGGAGAUGAAGUCUCUGUUCUGGCAUUCACGGAUGGCGAGACGGUGUCCAUGAUGCCUCCAGCACAGGACCACAAACGCAUCGGCGACGGCGAUGUGGGUCCCAACACCGGAGGCAUGGGUGCUUACUGUCCCUGCCCGCUCAUCACACCUGACCAGCUGGCGGAUGUUAAGGACCAGGUGCUACAGCGAGCGGUUGAUGGACUGAAGGCAGAGGGGAUCAAGUAUGUCGGAGUGCUGUAUGCUGGAAUGAUGGUCACCAAAUCUGGACCCAUGACCUUGGAGUUCAACUGUCGCUUCGGCGAUCCCGAGACCCAAGUCCUCGUGACCCUCUUGGAAUCAGAUCUCUACACUGUUAUGAAGGCAUGCGUCACUGGCACCUUGAACAAGCACCAACUGAUGUGGAACACCAAGUUAUCAGCUGUCGGAGUAGUCCUAGCAUCUAAAGGAUAUCCAGAAACCUCCACUAAGGGUUGUGUGAUCAGUGGAUUGUCCCAAGUUCAAGCUACCCCAGGCCUGGUGGUCUUCCACAGUGGCGUGGCUCGAGGCGCUAACGGCUCUUUAGUCACGUGGGGCGGUCGAGUCCUCUUAGUUUGUGCCAGGGCUGCAUCGUUGAGGGCCGCCGCGGCUGCCGCCACCGCUGCCGCGUCAGUCAUCGACUUCCCCGGCGCACAGUACAGGAAGGAUAUCGCUCACAGGGCUUUCUCAAAACUCAACGGCCUUUCGUAUCUGCAAAGCGGCGUGGACAUUGAUGCCGCGGCCACCCUAGUCCGUCAGAUCGAGCCACUGGCCACUGCUACCCAUCGCCGAGGGGUGCUGGGAAGACUGGGGUGCUUUAGCGGGCUCUUCCAGCUGUCUGCCAUGGACCCCACGCUGAAAGACCCCGUGCUCGUGCAGGGAACGGACGGCGUUGGGACCAAAGUUAAGAUCGCAGAAAUAAUGAACAAGUACGACACGAUCGGUCAAGACUUAGUAGCGAUGUGCGUCAACGACAUCUUGUGCGCGGGCGCCGAGCCCUUCGCUUUCCUGGACUACAUGGCGUGCGGCCGUCUACAGGUCGAGCUGGCCUCGUCUAUCGUCAAGGGAAUUGCUGACGCGUGUAUACUCUCCGGCUGCGCCUUGCUAGGUGGCGAAACAGCCGAAAUGCCGUCAAUGUACGACGUAGGCAAAUACGACCUGGCCGGCUUCGCGGUGGGCGUGGUCGACAACCUCAAACAACUCCCGCGCAUCAAGGAGAUCCGCGCGGGGGACGUAGUGUUGGCGCUCCCCUCUACUGGCGUACACAGCAAUGGAUACAGUCUGGUGCAGAAGAUCAUGGCCGAGAGCGGAUGCAGAUACACAGAAAAAGCGCCCUUCAGUACUGCAGGACGAACAUUCGGCGAGGAGUUCUUAGAACCAACUGGCAUCUACGUGCGCCAAGUGUUGCCGGCUCUCCGCAGAAGCCUCGUAAAGGCCCUCGCACACAUCACCGGCGGAGGAUUGUUGGACAAUGUACCGCGCGUGUUGCCGCCGGGGCUGCGCGUGCGACUCGACGCCAGCAAGUUCCAGAUCAAGCCGCUGUUUGGAUGGCUGCAGGCCAAAGGCAUGGUCUCCGACUUUGAGAUGCUCCGUACCUUCAACUGCGGAGUAGGCAUGGUGCUGAUCGUGGACCCGGUGGUGGUCAAAGAGCUGUUGGCGCUGGUAGAAGGGGAUAUCAGGGUCGUUGGCACUGUUGAAGCUAUCGGGAAGGAGGGCGGCCACCAAGUGGCGGUGGACAACUUUAGAGAAGCGAUGACGCCUCUAACAGCGCCCUACGUGAUCGGACAGGCCGUCAGGCAGAAGUCUCUCUCUUACAAAGACAGCGGAGUCGAUAUUGAGGCUGGGGACUCUCUCGUCUCUCUCAUUAAGCCUUUGGCCAGGUCCACAUCUAGGUCAGGAGUUUUGGGGGGUCUCGGUGGCUUCGGUGGCUGCUUCCAACUGAAAGCUAUUGAACAAGAAUUCAAGGAUCCAGUGCUGGUCCUAGCAGCUGACGGCGUGGGCACAAAGCUCAAAAUCGCUCAAACUAUCAACCAACACAGUACCAUCGGAAUCGAUUUAGUUGCGAUGUGCAUCAACGACAUACUGUGCAAUGGCGCUACACCUUUGACGUUCUUGGACUACUUUGCGUGCGGUUCUUUGGACGUCAAUGUAGCGAGGAACGUGGCGUCUGGAGUCGCUGAGGGCUGUAGACAGGCCAAUGCUGCGCUUAUAGGUGGAGAAACAGCAGAAAUGCCGGGCAUGUAUGAACCAGGCGCGUAUGAUAUCGCCGGCUUCGCGCUCGGGGUUGUGGAAAGGACACAGGUGUUGCCGAAAAUUAACGACAUCACGGUUGGUGAUAUAAUCAUUGGGCUGCCCUCAAACGGCGUCCACAGCAACGGGUUCAGUCUGAUCCACAAGCUGAUGAAGAAGACUGGUCUCACGCUCCAGGACAAGGCUCCCUUCAGCAAAGAAGGACUCACGUUAGGCGAGGAGCUGAUCAAGCCGACGCGUAUCUACGCACGGGCAAUGGCCGCGGCUUUAGCGAGCGGGCGCGUGAAGGCGGCCGCGCACGUGACGGGCGGCGGGCUGCCCGACAACCUGCCGCGCGUCGUGCCCGCCUCCGUGCGAGCCAGGCUUGAUGCGCACUGCUGGCACGUGCCGCCGGUGUUCGCGUGGAUCGCAGACGCGGCCGCGGUGUCGGACGACGAGAUGCUGCGUACCUUCAACUGCGGCAUUGGUAUGGUGCUCAUCGUGUCGCCAGAAGACCAGGCUGAGGUGAUGAACACAACCCGUUCGUACGGCGCGAUGGUGAUCGGCAGUAUCCAGGCUCGGCCACCAGGCGGCGCUCGCGUCGUCAUCGACAACUUUGCGUCCUCGCUCGACUUCACGCGCCGCAUGCCGCUGCUGCCUAGCAGGAAGGUGGCGGUGCUAGUAUCAGGCAACGGCAGCAACCUCCAAGCACUAAUCGAGACGACCCGCGACCCGAGCCAGUGCAUGUGCGCUGACGUCACGCUGGUGGUCAGCAACCGGCCCGGCGUGCGCGCGCUCGAGCGGGCCGAGGCCGCCGGGAUACCCGCGCUGGUGUUCAACCACAAAGAAUACGCAUCUCGCGAGGAAUUCGACCGCGCCGUGUCGGCAGCACUGGAGAGCCACAAGAUCGACAUCGUGUGCCUGGCCGGUUAUAUGAGGAUCCUGUCCGCCGAGUUCGUGCAGAAAUGGAAGGGACGCCUCAUCAACAUCCAUCCAUCGCUGCUGCCGCGCCAUCCAGGGCUGCACGCUCAACAACAGUGUCUGGACGCCGGCGACCGCGAGACUGGUUGCACUGUGCACUUUGUGGACGAGGGCAUGGACACAGGCCCAAUCAUAACACAAGAACGCGUGCCGGUUCUUCGCGACGAUGAUGCUGACACUCUCGCUGCUCGUAUCCACCUCGCCGAGCAUCGCGCUUUCCCUCGAGCAUUGCGUCUGCUGGCUACAGGCCGCGUGCGGUUGACGCAACGCGGGACUGUCGCUUGGCACUCGUAAACACCCAAACUAGCCACGACAUCGCGACAUCCCUAAACACCAGCCACUAGCUGCCACGACAUUCCUUAUAGGCGACACGUCUCACAAACACCAUCCCCUAACUGUAACUUCAUUCUCUAAACUCCAUCCCCAACUGCUGUCACGCCUAGAAACUACACUACUAACUGUGACGUCACGCCUCGCCGAACAUCGCGCUUUCCCUCGAGUGUUGUGUCUCCUGGCUACAGGCCGCGUGCGGUUGACGUAGCGCGGGACUGUCGCUUGGCACUCGUAAAUACAGUGGCGAUAAUCCUAGGGGCCGAAAUACCUGCCAUACUUCUGUGCGCCACGCUAAUACCUUUCGCUAUCCACCACAUCACUUACAGGCGCCACCCUUUAUUUGCCAUGUCACUCCUAGACGCCUCCUGUGACGUCACUACACUCGUUAUACCACGUAUCACGUGUAUAGUACAGGCAAAGUGCAUUUACAAAAGUAGGUACAGUUAUUAUGU
Messenger RNA from Ostrinia furnacalis (Asian corn borer), 4446 nucleotides. It is a transcript of the gene Gart, whose product is annotated as trifunctional purine biosynthetic protein adenosine-3 Gart. The transcript has 26 exons. Gene Ontology annotation, molecular function: phosphoribosylglycinamide formyltransferase activity; phosphoribosylamine-glycine ligase activity; metal ion binding. The record is from RefSeq and is a predicted model, not a curated record. Gene Ontology annotation, biological process: adenine biosynthetic process; 'de novo' IMP biosynthetic process. NCBI's taxonomy places the organism in Eukaryota, Metazoa, Arthropoda, Insecta, Lepidoptera, Crambidae. Bases 194 to 3955 code for a protein of 1253 amino acids. Gene Ontology annotation, cellular component: cytosol.